Colletotrichum truncatum is the source of this 1434-nucleotide messenger RNA. Its product is annotated as glutamyl-tRNA amidotransferase. Gene Ontology annotation, cellular component: mitochondrion; glutamyl-tRNA(Gln) amidotransferase complex. Lineage: Eukaryota; Fungi; Ascomycota; Sordariomycetes; Glomerellales; Glomerellaceae. Gene Ontology annotation, molecular function: glutaminyl-tRNA synthase (glutamine-hydrolyzing) activity. The record is from RefSeq and is a predicted model, not a curated record. Gene Ontology annotation, biological process: mitochondrial translation; glutaminyl-tRNAGln biosynthesis via transamidation.
AUGACUUUAACCACUUCGUGCGGACAGGAGUCCACAGAGGUAGCACAAGAUGCACCCCGAAGCUCGUCCAAUUCGGCAAAGGCCUUUAAAUUAGCUGUCAAAGACAACAUCGCAACCAAAGAUCUCCCGACGACAUGCUCCUCCGCGAUCCUCUCCACCCACAAGAGCCCCUUCGAAGCUACCAUCGUACGCCAGCUCCGGGAACGAGGCGCCCAGAUAGUGGGGAAGACGAACAUGGACGAGUUUGGAAUGGGCUCGCACUCGUUGAACUCGGUACAUGGGCCUGUGCUUAACCCGCUGGCUGCGACGCCAACCUCUGCUGGUGGAAGCUCGGGAGGUAGUGCGGUAGCGGUCCAGACGGGCGAGGCGGACGUCGCGCUGGGAACUGAUACGGGUGGAUCAAUUCGUCUGCCUGCGGCGUACUGCGGCGUGGUCGGAUACAAGCCGUCGUAUGGGAUGUUAUCAAGAUGGGGCGUGGUACCGUAUGCGAACUCGUUGGACACAGUCGGACUCCUUGCGCGGGAGGUGGACAUCAUCGAGGACGUUAUGUUCAGCACGGGGUUAGCUGGCGAGCACGACUCUCAAGACCCAACAUCUCUUUCGAAAAAUUUCAGAAAGCGCCAGCAAGACCAGGCCUCGCCUCGUCGGUCUCGUCUCAGGGUGGGCAUCCCCCUUGAAUACAAUAUCGAGGAACUGGACCCUCAAAUCCGGACGGCAUGGUCAGACGCGGCAGACCUCCUGCAGAAGUCUGGCGUCGAAAUCGUCCCCGUCUCCCUCCCGUCAACAAAGCAUGCGCUCUCGGCGUACUACGUUAUUGCGCCAGCCGAAGCUUCCUCCAACCUCGCCAAGUACGACGGUGUGCGCUACGGUACGCGUGGCGACGAGAGCGACGGCGCCGGCGAGGUCCUCUACUCCAAGACGCGCGGCAAAGGCUUCGGCGACGAAGUCAGACGGCGUAUCCUCCUGGGGGCCUACAGUUUGAGCUCCGAGGCGAUGGACAACUACUUUAUCCAGGCGCAGCGCGUGCGCAAGCUCGUCCAGAGAGACUUUGACCGCGUCUUCAGGUUGGAGAACCCGCUGUACGAUCCGCAGCAGUUCGAUCUCAGCGACAUGAAGGACGAGGUUGAGCUGCAGGACAAGCUGGGCCCGUCACAGGUGGAUUUCCUCCUGUGUCCUACUGCGCCGACGUUUGCGCCGAGAAUCGACGAGAUCAAGCAGCAGACGCCGGUCCAGGUGUACAUGAACGAUGUCUUCACGGUGCCGGCGAGCUUGGCGGGGUUACCGGCCAUCAGUAUACCCACGAGGGUCAAGUCCGCGGAAGCGAAAGCGGACGAGAGCCGAAAGGUGGCGGGUCUGCAGCUGAUCGGCCAGUACUGGGAUGACAGACGCCUCCUGGGCGUGGCCAAGGACCUCCUGCGUCAACUUUCCGCGUAG